AUGACUACCAGCUUCAGCGAUGAGCACUCGCCUUUGCUGCGAACAGGUGCGCAGCGCAUCGGCCGUCGUACACGCCUCCUGGUGAGCGGUUUGGCGCUAUUGCUGCUGUUCGCAGGAGGUGCGGCUUGCGUCGCCAUCGUCCUGCGUCUGUUACGACCUAAGGGUGGAUCGUCCAUCACUCCGCUCAUUCUUUCCGAAGAGUACGACGCCAUCGUCAUCGGCGGCGGCCCGGCGGGCUCUGUAGUGGCCAAAUUGCUAAGCGACGAUCCAUGGCGACGCGUGCUACUAAUCGAAGCUGGCAACGCAUCACAGACUCAACUGGGUGGAAAGGUGGGGCAACUGGACACUAGAAAAGAGGACGCGAUCCCGUCGCCACUCAACACGAAGAAAUUGACGCCGUUCGACGUGCCAUUCUACUGGACCAAUGUGGCCAACACGCCGUCGCUCCAUUGGGCGUAUCCAGACGUGAAUGUGGCCAAGGCUCUGGGAGGAUGUGGCAUCCACAACGCCAUGCUCUACGUGCGAGCGCUGCCGUCGGAUCUGGAGAGAUGGCAGAUGGAAAACUGGACGUGGGAUAAAGCGCUCGACAUUUACUUGUCGAUCGAGGACUUUGACGGGCCCAACUCGAGCUAUCACAGCACUCAGGGGUUCAUUCGAAUUAGUCCUCCGUCGCUGGAACAUGACAUGUCCAGGGAGUUCGUGAAAGCGUGUACGGAGUUGGGAAUCCCGCGUACUGCGGACUUUAACGCACCUGGCGGACGAUACGGCGCCGGGUACUACCACUUCAACACGCGUGACGGUGUUCGUGAAAGCGCAGCCAAGGCGUUUCUAGGACCCAUUCUGGACAGCAAGACUGCAGAAUCUACGCGAGGAAACUUCCGCUUGAUGCUGGACACGACAGUCACCAGAAUCAGCAUCAACGAGGACAACGUGACCGAAGGGGUCGAAGUACGCUUCGGUAAUGGCACAAUACAGCUGAUUCGCCUUGCUGAGCACGGAGAAGUUAUCGUCACGGCUGGUGCGAUUAAUACACCAAAGAUUCUGAUGCUCUCUGGACUUGGCAACCAAGAUACACUCAAGAAAGCUGGAUUGCCGCUGAAGAAGCACUUGCCUCGUGUAGGAAUGAACCUGCAGGACCACCCCGUGAUUGGAAUGAUAUUCGAGCUCAAGUCCCCACGCGUCGUUGAUCUCAAAGCGGAUCUGGACGCGUACUUCACCGCCACGAACGCCGAACACGCCAACGCAUCCAGUUUCGGUUUGUUUGGCUCUGCUGGUCUCAGUACUGGAGCAUUCCUGAUCCCUCCCGGAGCGACGCUACCACAAAUCCAGCUUACUCUGUUUCCUCGAAAGUCGGAGCCCCACAUGUCAAACAGCGCGGGACUCGAUCACAUGACUGAAGUUGUUGUGACGAUCGCGCUUCUGCAUCCUCUCGCGCGUAGUCGUGUCGUGCUCAUUCACGACGAGGACGACGCUGUUGACGACAAUGACAUCGAUGAUCACUUGAUCCCACGUGUUGUGUCGGAAGUUCCCGAUACCAAACCUGAGCACCUCACACACGGUGACGUCUGGAAAAUCUCUUGGGCCAUCGGAGUGGUGCGCGAGAUUGCCGCAAAGCUUGGUGAAAAGAACUUAAUCGGACGCGAGAUCUCCCCAGGCACCGACAUCACGUCUUCGAGAGACUUGAACAACUGGGUGUUCGACAAUGUAUUCCGCAAUUCUCACUGGGUCGGUAGUGCGUCCAUGGCAACUACCGAGGACGAGGGUGUUGUAGACAGCCAUCUUCGUGUGUUUGGUAUCCAAAACCUGCGCGUAGCUGACGCGUCCGUCAUCCCGCUUAUCCCCAACGGCAACGUGCACUCGACGGUAGUGAUGGUAGCGAACCGUGCAGCACAACUUCUGCGUGAAGAUCGAUGGCAACCUGGGGCCUCGUCGGACGAGCGGGAGCAUCUAUCUACGAAAUAUCAAAAAUCCGGGAGCACAGAUUCGUAGGUGAUGGCUAAACAAUGUUGGUACAAUGUACCAUUUUGGCUUGAUCUUUAGAACACCAAAAAUUACACUAAGAUCGAAUAGGUAAGAUUUUCCAUAAAUUAAAAUCUGGUACUUUA
Phytophthora infestans T30-4 is the source of this 2105-nucleotide messenger RNA. RefSeq names its product choline dehydrogenase, putative. The transcript is spliced from 8 exons. NCBI's taxonomy places the organism in Eukaryota, Oomycota, Peronosporomycetes, Peronosporales, Peronosporaceae. The record is from RefSeq and is a predicted model, not a curated record. Gene Ontology annotation, molecular function: flavin adenine dinucleotide binding; oxidoreductase activity, acting on CH-OH group of donors. The coding region runs from base 1 to 1989 and encodes 662 amino acids.